GAAGGAGGUGAGGAACCACAGGCUUCUAAAGACUCUCCAAAAGGAAGGAAUGGUGAGAGGACGGUGUGGGGGCCAGCAAUAAGCAGCAACAUCCGAGUCUUAACCUCCAGGCCACGACCAACCCUUCGAAAUAUAUUUACCAUGGGGAAGGAGAAACAUAUCGAUGGAAAAGUACGUCCAAGCACAGCCUCUGAAUCCCGAACAUGUGCUUCGUUUGUUCCACCUCCCCUAGAGCGUCUAGACACAGUACCCAUAAUAAGGAGCAUUGAGAUUAUGCCCGGAAUACCAUGUGAAGGGAAAAGCGGAAACAAAAUGAUGGAUGAAAAAGUGGCAAACACUGAAACGAACGAUGACCCAUACCUAGACGAAAGGGAUACUGCGGAAUGUUCUGAUGGUGAUUCGGAUAUUGACGUCACUGAUAUAUUGGAAAAUUCUCAUAAAUCCAUUACAGUG
Strongylus vulgaris is the source of this 453-nucleotide messenger RNA. The record is from the annotation of a GenBank genome assembly. Lineage: Eukaryota; Metazoa; Nematoda; Chromadorea; Rhabditida; Strongylidae.